CCCAGUUUGUGCUUCUCCACAGGACUCCCGCCUAGCUGCAGAGAUUCAAGAACAACAAAUUCUGCUGAAAACCUAUGGGGUUAUGGUUAAGAAAUUCCAAUCUGAAAUCCAGAAUAAGGAUUCUGAAAUCCUUCAGCUUCAGCAGCAUAUUGAGGAGGCAAAACAGAAGCAAGCAAAGUUAGAAAAGAAUCUAAAGCUCAGGGGCAUGUCUACCAAAGAAUCAGAAGGUUCCGCUGAUGAAAAUGGUUUUCCGCCUGUGGAUCUAACUUCCGAUCUCUUCACAUCAGUUGUUGAAGCUGCAUACAAAGCUAUUCAUGAUUUUUCUAAGCCGCUGAUUAACAUGAUGAAGGCAGCUGGGUGGGACCUUGAUGCAGCAGCCAAUUCUAUUGAACCCAAUGUUGUUUAUGCAAAGAGAGCUCACAAGAAGUAUGCCUUUGAGUCCCAUAUUUGCCAAAGAAUGUUCAGUGGCUUUCAGCAGGAAAGCUUCUCCCUUAACUUAGACAAUCUUACAGUCACUAAGGAGAGCUUCUUCCACCAAUUUCUUACCCUACGGGACAUGGAUCCAUUGGACAUGCUUGGCCAAAAUCCAGAUUCUGUUUUUGGGAGAUUUUGUAGGAGCAAGUACCUGGUAGUGGUUCACCCAAAAAUGGAGACUUCGUUUUUCGGGAAUUUAGAUCAACGAAAUUAUGUAAUGGGUGGGGGCCAUCCAAGGACUCCUUUUUACCAGGCUUUUCUAAAACUGGCCAAGUCAAUAUGGCUUUUGCAUAGGUUGGCUCAUUCUUUUGAUCCUCGUGUUGAGGUCUUUCAGGUCAAGAGGGGGAGUGAGUUCUCGGAGGUUUAUAUGGACAGUGUGGUGAAGAAUUUAAUAAUGGAUGAAAGUGAUCAAAAGCCUAAGGUUGGUCUCAUGGUUAUGCCUGGUUUCUGGAUUGGAGGCAGUGUGAUUCAAAGUCGGGUUUAUCUCUCUGGCAUGAAGGUUGCCGAAUGACGGGCCAGAUCCGUGCCAAUCAAUGUUCAUAUGGGUAUGCAGUGUGUUUUUAUACAGUCUGUUGCUUUCAUAAUAUAUUGUUGUUGUUGUGGUUUUUCCUUUGUAUAAUUGUAAGAUGAAAUGAGCUAUUAAACACUUACUCAAAUGAUCGAUCUCUCUCUCUCUCUCUCUUGGUGCUGUUGCAAGUGCUUGUGUAAUAACUGAUACGCACAUAUGUUCUUACUGUUUGUUAGAAACUGAGUGUAUAAAAAA
Messenger RNA from Prunus avium (sweet cherry), 1237 nucleotides. Lineage: Eukaryota; Viridiplantae; Streptophyta; Magnoliopsida; Rosales; Rosaceae. The record is from RefSeq and is a predicted model, not a curated record.